Molecule: messenger RNA, 1076 nt
Organism: Cucumis sativus (cucumber)
Lineage: Eukaryota; Viridiplantae; Streptophyta; Magnoliopsida; Cucurbitales; Cucurbitaceae
Product: putative ankyrin repeat protein RF_0381
Exons: 2
Coding region: 62-871 (269 amino acids)
Molecular function (GO): protein binding
Source: RefSeq, a predicted model, not a curated record
UGGGUCUUCUUCUUUCUCAGCUCGCAGCUCCUCCAUUUUCACUCUCAGGAGCAACCGUAAAAUGGGAAGGCCUCAAAGAAAGAGCGGAGGCGGAGCCACCGGCGGAAACGAUCAACUUCACGCCGCAGCCAGAAACGGCGACUUGAGUUCCGUCAUUUCUAUUUUGGCAUCUAACCCUUCGUCUGUCAAUUCCAGAGAUAAGCACUCCCGGACUCCACUGCAUUUGGCAGCAUGGUCUGGACAAGCAGAGGUUAUAAAUUAUCUAUGCAAGAACAAGGCCGAUGUUGGAGCCGCUGCCAUGGAUGAUAUGGCUGCUAUACAUUUUGCAUCUCAGAAAGGACAUUUAGAAGUAGUUCGUACUUUGAUCUCAUGUGGCGGAUCGUUAAAAGCUUCUACUAGAAAGGGUAUGACCCCACUGCACUAUGCUGUGCAAGGUUCGUAUUUGGAGCUUGUUAAGUACUUAGCAAAGAAAGGUGCAAAUUUGAGUGCUAGAACAAAGGCAGGUGAAACCCCUCUUGAUUUGGCUAGUAAUGAAGAAAUCCGCUUGUUCUUGGAAGAAUACGAAAAAUCAUCUAAGAAAGAAGAGCCAAAAGAUAAAGGGAAAGCCGGGAAAACUCAUUCACAGCCAACAGUAUCAGGAGAAGAUGAGGCACCCUCUCCGAAGGCAAAUGAGACUGAAAAUGAAGAAGAUCCAGGAGUUGAGCAGUCAAAGAAGCAAAGUGAUGAAGAAGACCAAGGGGACGAGCAAUCGAAGAGGAAGAGUGAUGGGACUAUUGGUGAGGAAGCCCUGUCAAAACCGAAGAAGGCGAAAGUCGCCCUUGGCCAUCUUCUAACAUCGGAUGACACACAGGAAGACGACGAAAACUCAUAAAAAUGGCAUGGAGUGUUGUUGUGUGUAACCAACAUCAUUGUAAUAACAUUAACACACCUUAAUCCUUACAGCCCCUUCUCCAUAUGUUUACUAUCAACUCCAGGAUUUUACCUGUGUCUAAUCAUCACAUCAAAGGUUUCAUAGAUGUUAUCUCUCACUAACAUUAUUUCUUUUCUUAAAUCUAGUCCAUUAGAUUGUUACCGAA